GAAAUAAGUGGUGGUGGGAAUGAAAAAGAUGGCACCUAUGUUUUAAAAACUCUGUUAGAAGAUACUUCCAACCUUCCAAUUGAAUGUAAGGACGGCUGUGUUUACACAAAAGAUGGAGAAGACUGGUUAUUUUUUUCUUCCAAGAGGACAAGUUACUCCUGUUUCAUACCCGUGCAUAGAGGAUCCUUAUUCCUUGCCUUUUACACUUAGCUGGACUCCUGGUGGUAAGACAUAUUUCACCUGAGUGAAAUAAUAUAAUAAAAUACUACAGAUA
Molecule: messenger RNA, 274 nt
Organism: Eurytemora carolleeae
Lineage: Eukaryota; Metazoa; Arthropoda; Copepoda; Calanoida; Temoridae
Source: RefSeq, a predicted model, not a curated record